GUAACUUCUCCAUCUAUUUAUUAAUUCUGUCGUGAACCGAUCGCCUCCACCUCUGCAGUCGUCGCUUUCUCAUUUUCUUGUCCUGUUUUUAGGGUUGGUUGGGAUUUUCAUGGCGAAUCCGGAGGAAGUAAGCCCUCUCCUGACGAAGAAGGAAGCCGAACAAGGCAAAGUCAUCCCUCUUCUGACGAAGAAGGAAGCCGAUCAGGGCAAAGGCAUCGCGGAUGGAGGACUGAAAAAGACGGAGAAGACUGAUUUCAAUGGUGGUCCCGUCGGAUGGACGGCUGACGGAUUACCCUUAGGGCAUGGGAGCGUCCUCGGAGAACCGGUAGCCCGCUUCCGCUGGGAUUCCAGUCUUUUUGCCUGCCUCGGCCGCAACGAUGAUUUUUGUAGCAGCGACCUUGAAGUCUGUCUUCUUGGAAGUUUUGCUCCUUGUAUCCUGUAUGGCAGUAAUGCUGAGAGGCUGGGAGCAAGUCCAGGCACUUUUGCAAAUCACUGCUUGCCUUACACCGGUCUUUAUCUGCUUGGAAAUUCCCUUUUUGGUUCGAAUUACUUGGCACCCUGGUUCUCAUAUCCAAGCCGCACAGCAAUCCGCCAGAAGUUCAAUCUUGAGGGCAGCUGCGAGGCAUUAUCUAGAUCCUGUGGAUGCUGCAGAGGCAUCAUAGAAGACGAAGUGCAACGCGAGAAUUGUGAAUCAGCAUGUGAUUUUACAACCCACUUCUUCUGCCAUACAUGUGCUCUGUGCCAAGAAGGAAGAGAGUUGCGCCGCAGGCUUCCUCAUCCUGGUUUUAAUGGGCGGUCAGUUGUGGUUAUGAUCCCACCAGCAGAACAAGCGAUGGGACGUGGACCCUAAAGUCUCUGCAUUAUCAUCUAUCUGGAUUGCACUCGUUAUUGUAAAACUAAAGACCGUUUGCUUUUGUAACUCAUGCGCAACAUGUCCUAUAUAUGUCCUGAUCCAUCUUUACUAUUACUUUCAUUUUAAAGGGCAAGGGUAAAAUGAUUUGAAGGA
Molecule: messenger RNA, 1006 nt
Organism: Magnolia sinica
Lineage: Eukaryota; Viridiplantae; Streptophyta; Magnoliopsida; Magnoliales; Magnoliaceae
Product: cell number regulator 8
Exons: 3
Coding region: 110-850 (246 amino acids)
Source: RefSeq, a predicted model, not a curated record